AUUAAGACAUCAUAAUGUACUGUUAAACAGAUAUUUUUGACCAGUCUAUUUCAGUGAAUUGUUGAAAAUCAAUUCGGCAAGCCAAACAGUGAAAUAAGUAGAGAACAAUAAUAUAUGUAAUGAUUACACAACAAAAAUGACGUAAAUCAAGCAAACAUCAGCACAGCAUAUUUAAAAAAAAAAAAAGUAAAGCAUGUUCUUGCUUGUUAAACCACUGUUCCAUUUACACCCAUCAGCGUGGGAGUGUGAACCUGUUUCACUGUGGUUUCUCAUGAUCAAAGGGAAAACAUUAAUCAGGUACUGACGAGUAUUUGCCUGCUGACUUCCAACUCCAGCCUGGGAGAGAAAACAGAUGCAGAGGUCUCUCCUCUAAUGUCUGUUCCCUACAAACCCUUGGACAGUGAACGUUAUAGUACUUUUAAACAGUGCUGCACCGCUUCGGGAAUUUAUACCGUUCCUUUGCUCUGGACAUCGAAACAAGGCCCCCCUCCAUGGCUCUGCAGGUCUUGGGAAUCACUCUUUCAAUGAUCGGCUUUGCGGGAACCAUUAUCAUCUGUGCCUUACCCAUGUGGAAGGUAACUGCAUUCAUCGGCACAAACAUCGUGGUGGCACAGGUCUUCUGGGAGGGACUGUGGAUGACCUGCGUUCACGAGCGCACUGGUCAGAUGCAGUGUAAACUGUAUGAUGCUCUGCUGGAUUUGGAUCCAUCCUUGCAAGCCGCACGUGGACUAGUGGUGACUACCAUGGCAUUGGCUUGCCUGGCUUUCCUUAUCUUCCUAGUUGGAGCCAACUGCACAAACUGCUUAGAUAACCCGCGCGCCAAAGCACGGAUCGUAGUGGUCUCUGGGAUUACGUUUAUGCUUUCUGGAUUGACUACUGUGAUACCUGUGUCUUGGACCGCCCACUUCAUUAUCAGAGACUUUUAUAAUCCCAUAGUCCACGAAGCAUUAAAGAGAGAGAUGGGGGCAGCCCUCUAUGUUGGCUGGGUAACUGCAGGGUUUCUGUUUAUUGGUGGAGCGGUUCUCUGCACAAGCUGGCCACCGGAGAGGGUCAACAAUUCACCAAGAUAUACCAUGGCAAAGGCCGGCACCCACAGCAGCUAUGCCAUAAAAAACUAUGUUUGAAAUACUGCAUAUGCCACUUUAGAUAGAUGGACACACUGAUCAAAUGCUAAAUGUGGAUAAAAUUUUGCAUUAUUAUUCUUUUCAAGAAAAGUACUUUUAUUGUUAACAUUUUAAUUGCAUUUUUCAAUGUGAUAAGAUUGAAAAGAUGUAUUGACUAGUCAUCUGAUAAACAUCUGUUUUGUUUCUUUUCUGUGUAUGGCUUGGCUUUUAUCUCUGUCUGUUCAUACGAACAGCCAAACAGUUCAUGAUGAGCCGAGAGGAUU
Molecule: messenger RNA, 1387 nt
Organism: Triplophysa rosa
Lineage: Eukaryota; Metazoa; Chordata; Actinopteri; Cypriniformes; Nemacheilidae
Product: claudin-4-like
Exons: 3
Coding region: 492-1124 (210 amino acids)
Biological process (GO): cell adhesion; bicellular tight junction assembly
Cellular component (GO): plasma membrane; bicellular tight junction
Molecular function (GO): structural molecule activity
Source: RefSeq, a predicted model, not a curated record